This is a messenger RNA of Triticum dicoccoides, 3826 nucleotides long. Its product is annotated as protein TPLATE-like. The coding region runs from base 131 to 3592 and encodes 1153 amino acids. Gene Ontology annotation, biological process: endocytosis. Lineage: Eukaryota; Viridiplantae; Streptophyta; Magnoliopsida; Poales; Poaceae. The record is from RefSeq and is a predicted model, not a curated record. The transcript has 7 exons.
ACCGCACUCAAACAAAACACCGACCCUUCUCGUGCUCUGGCACUCCCCCCUUCCCUCCCAGAUCUGCACGACCACCGCUACUCUUCCCCAGCUCCGGCGAUCGCCGGAGCCCAAUUGCGGCAGCGGCGCGAUGGACCUCCUCAUCGCGCAGAUCACCACCGAUCUCCGCUCCUCGGACGCUCUCCGGCAGUCGUCAGCGCUCCUGCAGGCCCUGCAGCAGUGCGCCGCCGGCCGCGACGUCUCCGCGCUAGCCCGCACCGCCGCCACCGAGAUCCUAGCGGCGCCCUCCUCGGCCGUCUGCAAGCGCCUUGCGCUCGACCUUCUCCGUGCGCUGCCCCUGCCCCCCGAUCUCCUCGACCCGCUCCUGCUCUCCUCCCUACGCUCCGACCUCUCCUUCCCGGAUCCCGACGUCGCCGCCUCCUCCAUCGCCUCAUUCCCGUCGCUCCCCUCGCACCUACUCCCAACCCUCCUCUCCUCCGCGCACGCCGACAUCGCUGCCGCUCUCUCCUCGCCCGCCGAGUCACUCCGCCUUGCCGCCGUUACCUCCCUCUCCUCCCUCCUCCCGCGCGAUGACCUCGCGCUCAUGUGCUCCACCAACCCCUCGCUCAUGGGGCACGCCACCACCUGGUGGGGCCGUCUGACCGAGCUGGCCUUAGACUCCGCAGACGCAGUGGCAGCCGCAGCGUUCGAGGCACUUGCUCGGUUGUUCCAGGAGCUGGACGCGCGGCGUAUGAGCCGGCUUGCUGGGGACAAGCUCGUUGAUGGAGAGGGCGCGCUCGCUGUGCGUGCCCAGUGGGCAGCUGACGCCAUCGACUUCAUCUGGUCCCGGCGAAAUAUGCUCAUUGCUCGAUCCAUGGUUAUGCCCGUUGAGAGCUUCCGGGUCACUGUGUACCCUCUUGUGCAUGCAGCAAAAAUGGUUGCAUCUGGCGCGGUGAACACGCUGCGGCAGAUUGCCAAACCGGGAGACACUACAAUAGCCGAUACCGUGGAGGCGAGUGCGGAGAAGUUGGUGGGGGUGUCUGACAUUGUCUCGCACUUGCUUCCUUUCCUUAGCUCGCUGGAACCGCCACUGGUGUUUGAGGUGGGGAUCAAUAUGCUCUCGCUCGCAGAUGCGCCCGGAGGCAAGCCGGAGUGGGCUUCAGCUGCCAUUAUUGCAAUCCUAACACUAUGGGACCGACAAGAGUUCUCAUCGAUGAGGGAGACGAUCGUCAGGGCUGUUGUGGCGAAUCUCCAUUUGCUGGAUCUUGGAAUGCAGGUGUCUCUGUUCAAAAGGCUGCUUCAGAUGCUGAAAAAUUUGAGAGCCGAAUCAGAUAGAAUGCAUGCAUUGGCAUGCAUUUGCCGAACUGCCCUUUGUGUUGAUCUUUUUGCAAAGGAGAGCGUUCGAAGAGGUCAGAAGCCCGUUCCAGGAACAGAUGUGAUAUCUCUUUUUGAGGAUGCAAGGGUGAAGGAUGAUCUAAACAGCAUAACAAGCAAAAGCUUGUUCAGAGAAGAGCUAGUUGCCUCACUGGUUGAAAGUUGUUUCCAGCUAUCUCUUCCACUACCUGAGCAGAAGAAUUCUGGGACAGAGAGUAGAGUUAUAGGGGCAUUAGCCUAUGGAACUGGUUACGGUGCGUUGAAUUGGACAGAACCUGCUUUGGAUGUGGUGGAAGUUUGCAGGCCUUGUGUUCUCUGGGACUGUGACGGGCGCACCUAUGCAAUCGAUUGCUACCUGAAGUUGCUUGUACGGCUUUGUCAUAUAUAUGAUACCAGAGGCGGCGUAAAGACAAUUAAGACUGGUGCAUCUCAAGAUCAGAUUUUAAAUGAGACUAGACUUCGAAAUUUGCAGCUACAGCUUAUUAGGGAUCUUCGCGAGGUUCAUACCUCAAGAAUAUCAUCACGGCUGAUAUGGGCAAUUUCUGAACACUUUGAUCUUGAAGGUCUUGAUCCUCUUUUAGCUGAUGACCCAGAGGAUCCUCUGAAUAUCAUCAUAUCUAACAUGCAUAAGACUUUAUUCAACACCGAUUCCUCUGCCACUACAUCAAAUAGGAUACAAGAUGUGCAGGCUGUCCUCAUAUGCGCUCAGCGUUUGGGAACCAGAAAUGCAAGAGCCGGCCAGCUCCUCAGUAAAGAAUUGGAGGAGUUCAGGUCAAGUACUUCAGCUGAUUCUGUCACCAAGCAUCAGUCACGUUAUGUCUUGCAGAUAAUAAAGUAUGUGACGAAUCAUCCAGAUAACAGGUGGGUUGGUGUAGGUGAUGCUACAGGAGAUUACCCUUUUAGCCACCACAAGCUUACAGUUCAGUUUUCAGAGGCUGCUGCUGCACAAGAUAGGAAAUUGGAGGGAUUAGUUCACAAGGCCAUCCAGGAGCUUUGGAGGCCCAAUCCCAGCCAGUUAACGCUCCUACAGACGAAGGGUAUCGGUGCUUUGCACAAAGAUCUUCCAAAAGCACGCACUCUGACUGGCAGCAGUGAUCCAUGUUACAUCGAAGCAUAUCAUUUGGCGGAUCCAACUGAUGGCAGAAUCACCCUACAUUUAAAGAUUUUGAAUUUGACUGAGCUGGAACUCAACAGGGUGGAUAUCCGAGUUGGGCUCUCUGGAGCACUGUAUUAUAUGGAUGGAUUUUCCCGCACUGUUCGCCACCUGCGUAAUCUUGUUUCCCAGGAUCCAGUCCAAAGUAGUGUCACUGUGGGAGUUUCACAUUUUGAGAGAUGCUCUCUCUGGGUUCAAGUCCUGUAUUACCCAUUCUACGGAAGUGGAGGAUCGGCAGACUAUGAAGGAGAUUAUGCAGAAGAGGACUCACAAAUGACGAGGCAGAAGCGCGCGCUCCGGCCAGAGCUUGGGGAGCCGGUUGUUUUACGGUGUCAGCCCUACAAGAUCCCUCUCGCCGAACUUCUCUUGCCAUAUGAAUGCUCUCCAGUUGAGUAUUUCCGUCUAUGGCCAGGCUUGCCAGCCAUGGUUGAGUGCACUGGCACAUACACAUAUGAAGGUAGCGGUUUCAAGGCCACUGCUGCUCAGCAGUAUGAUAGCUCUCCUUUCCUCAGUGGGUUGAAGUCAAUUUAUUCCAAGCCCUUCCAUCAAGUCUGCUCUCAUUUCAUCCGAACAGUUGCUGGGUUCCAGUUGUGUUACGCCGCAAAGACAUGGUUUGGUGGGUUUGUGGGCAUGAUGAUCUUCGGUGCAAGUGAGGUGAGCCGAAAUGUAGAUCUGGGUGACGAGACAACCACGAUGAUAUGCAAGUUUGUCGUGCGUGCAUCUGAUGAAUCGAUCACAAGAGAGAUCGAGUCGGACCUCCAGGGCUGGCUGGACGACAUCACGGACGGCGCUGUUGAAUACAUGCCCGAAGAGGAGGUGAAGAGCACAGCUGCGGAGCGACUGAAGAUAUCCAUGGAGAGGAUAGCGCUACUCAAGGCAGCCAAACCUAAGAUGCCGCCCGCGAAAACCGAGCAAGAGGAAGAGGAGAGGAAGCAGAGCGAGGAGUUGGACGGAUUUGGGAACCCCAAGGGCCCCUCCACGCUCUCCAAGCUCACAGCGGAGGAAGCCGAGCACCGUGCCCUCCAAGCAGCCGUGCUCCAGGAGUGGCACCAGCUGUGCAAGGAGAAAGCCAUGAAGGCACAGUGAGGCCUGGUCUGCGCUCCGCCUGUAUAAUUUUGUACCUGCCUUUUCCUCGAGCCACAUUUUGAUUUAUUUUUUUCAGCCGUCCGACAUUUUGAUUUUUGAGUAUGUAUGAUCCUGCCGAUUUCCUGAUUUUUUCAUUGUAUUCACAGGUAUUGUUGUACCACAAACGAUGUUUCGUUCUUUUUGUAACAUAGCUCAAAGCAUUAGUGUGAAUGAGAAUGAUUUUUUCCUCUCCAA